AUGCAUAUCCACGGAUACGUUGGCCAAACUAUAAAUUCAUCAAUAACGCAUGGUAAAUACGAGCAUCCAAUAACUAUUGUCAGACGAUGGUAUGACAAUGAAAUAAAACACUUUGACAAAAAAUUGAUAGCAAAUUUCAACCCAGACCCGGAAACGUUCAACAAAAUUAGUAAUGUGACCCAAAUGUUAUGGUCAGGUACCAAAGAAGUUGGUUGUGCUAGAGCAGUGGAGGAAGUAGGUGAUAAGCUAUACAAAACUACUCUUGUUUGUAACUGGAAGCCAGCGGGCAACAUAUUCGGUAAAUAUGUUUAUGAAAUCAAAGCAUCACAAUGGAACGAGGAUGAGAGAAAAAGAUACCAUGAACUCCAUCUGUCCCAAUAA
Molecule: messenger RNA, 381 nt
Organism: Cotesia glomerata
Lineage: Eukaryota; Metazoa; Arthropoda; Insecta; Hymenoptera; Braconidae
Product: venom allergen 3-like
Exons: 2
Coding region: 1-381 (126 amino acids)
Source: RefSeq, a predicted model, not a curated record